Molecule: messenger RNA, 444 nt
Organism: Penicillium paradoxum
Lineage: Eukaryota; Fungi; Ascomycota; Eurotiomycetes; Eurotiales; Aspergillaceae
Exons: 2
Coding region: 1-444 (147 amino acids)
Source: RefSeq, a predicted model, not a curated record
AUGAUGAUGGGCUGGUUUUCGCCCUUGACAUACCCUCUGUCGCUCGUUUUCGGCGUUCUACUCCAAUUAUUGUCCUACUUGCUAUCAUUCCUACUCUUCCUCGCAUCACCAGUGAUCUACCUUGGACAUGUUGUUUUAUACCUGACUCUGCUUCCCUUGCGAAUUCUCAUCAGAUUGGAGGCAUUCAUCUAUUUCAUGACCAUGGCCGUUCUCAUUGGAGCUACUGCAGGCAUGCUUCUAUACUUCACCGGAACCACCAUAACGCAAGCCUUGCACAUUGAAGGAUCAAAUGAAAUACGAAGACCUCGUAGGAAGCAGGAGCUUCUAAAUUCUGCAUCUUUGAAUCCAUCCUUCGACUACUUUGAGGCGCAGGUGGAGGAGCGCAAGUUCCUACCUUACUCGACGAUUUUAGAGGAAGAGGAGACUAGCUAUGGGUCAAAUUAA